GUUUAUUUCUUGCCACUGGUGGUUGUGCCUCAUUAUGUCAUUAUAACAAUAAGUUUAAAAUUCAAAAAAAUGCAUAAAAAUUUCUCGUGAAACCAUCACUUUCAGCUCACCAAUACAUUUGGUAUCAUUUAUACCCAUAAUAUUCUCAAUAAUUGAAAGGCCAAAAAAAUUAAGCUAUACUAUGUCUGUAAAACUGCAUUAUAUUGAGGCGUCUCCUGCAGCUAGAUCUGUAAUGAUGGUAAUGAAAGUGUUGCAAUUUCCCGUUGAAUACUUGGAACUUGACUUAUCCACUAAAGAUCAGUUUGCGCAAAUAUUUCUUCAGCUAAAUCCUGCUCAUACUGUUCCAAUUUUGGAUGACGAUGGGUUUAUACUGUGGGAAAGUCACGCCAUAGUCAAAUAUCUGGUGGAUAAGUUUGGGAAAACCGAUCAAUUGUAUCCCAAAGCACUUCAAGAGCGAGCAAAAGUGGAUCAAAUGUUAUUCUACAAUGCCAGCGAUUUAUUCCCAUUGUUGAGGGAUGCAGUGAUACCGAUAUUUAAUGCUAAAGCACCAUUGCAGAGUAGUUCAGUACCAGAAGACCAAAAGAGAAAUAUCGAUAGUUGUUUGGAAGAGUUGGAACAAUUCUUGAGAACAUCCGAUUUUUUAGCUGUAAAUCGUUUAACUAUUGCCGAUAUUUGCGCUCUGUCUAUUCUUAGCACCAUUAACUAUUUCAAAGAGUUCAGUAGCUGCAAUUAUCCUAAACUGAAUAAGUGGUUGAAUCGGUUAAGAAGUGACCAUUUUUACAGAAUCGAGUUGGAUGGUUUAAGGAAGUUCAGUGAUAUGUUCUCUACUCUAUAAAAAUAUAAUCAUUGAGAAGCU
Dendroctonus ponderosae (mountain pine beetle) is the source of this 856-nucleotide messenger RNA. RefSeq names its product glutathione S-transferase 1-like. The transcript is spliced from 3 exons. The coding region runs from base 182 to 835 and encodes 217 amino acids. The record is from RefSeq and is a predicted model, not a curated record. Gene Ontology annotation, molecular function: glutathione transferase activity. Lineage: Eukaryota; Metazoa; Arthropoda; Insecta; Coleoptera; Curculionidae. Gene Ontology annotation, biological process: glutathione metabolic process.